UAGACGUUAAUUUUGCCUCAAAUAUACACACGGUUGGGUUCAUAUAUAUUAUUGUGUGUAUUUAGUCUAUUAUAAAUUUGUUAGCUGGUGAUACAUAAAAUACUCUUAAGUUGGACUUUGCAUAGCCCGUUGUUUACGUACGUAAAGUGCGUAUGGUUCCACUACUGGGUUCGGGAACACAGCCGCUGUCAGCGUCCUCCGCGUUUUAGGGUACAAGCAGCAGACGGGAACAGCUGCUGGGACUCCAGUUUGGAAACAGGAACGAUUGUACGGCUGUCUGCGCCUGCCCGAGGAACCUGCAAAACUUGUCCUAGCUUGCCAGCAGUACCUUGAGCAGCGCGACACUUGCACUGUCCAAUGGCUCUGUUGACUCUGCACAGGCUCCCCUCCAUCAGCACCGCUCCGGAUGAAACCACCCAGAGAAGAGGGCGAUUUCAGAAAAGAUUGGUCACCAGGGAGAGCUUUGCCCUCGUGAAGGGAGCAGUGCUCCUGCUGGAUGAGGCCCAGAGACAGGAGCUUCAAGAGGAGACGCCACCUCCCCAGAAAGAAGACUGUCCCUCAGACAAGCGUCACAGACACAUUCACGCCAUGGUUGAGCUGCUUCGUCCUGAAGAUAGUAUCAAGCUGGCCGUGCAACUGGAGUCCGCCAGCACGGUCCGAGUCCGGUAUCUUAUCGUCGUCUCCACCCUCGCGAACAAAGAUGAGACCAUCCUGCUCGGCAUGGAUUUCCCCAAACAGGACAGUGAUGAGUGCACUAUUGGCUUGGUUAUGCCCGUCUGGAGCGACACACAAGUGUAUCUGGAUGGAGACGGUGGUUUCAGUGUCACAUCAGCAGAAGAAACAAGAAUUUUCAAGCCGGUUUCCAUGCAAACCAUGUGGUCAGUACUGCAGUCUUUACACGGCUGUUGCGAACGGGCCGUGAAAGGCGCCGUGAUCCCGGGCUGCGGCCUGGAGUGGGCCCAGCAUUACCAUGGGCACAUCGAGUCGGACCGCCUCUGUCUCAACGAGUGGGAGGCCAUGAAUGACUUGGAGUCUGUCAGGAAGGACAGCGACGGUCAGAGCAGUGUAGACAGAACCUCGAAAGAGAGGCUGAUCAAGGAGCACUUGAGGGACAUCAUGAGGACAGAAGACCUGGAUAACCUCACGUCUAAAAUGGUCCACACGGCCCUGAAGACUCGAAUCGGCUUUGACAUGAGGCCGUUCAAGGAGUACAUUGACAAUGAGAUCCUGGUCACAAUGGCUCAAAUGGACAAACCAUCCAAGAUUUUUGACUAUCUUUACCUGGGCUCCGAGUGGAACGCGGCCAACUUUGAGGAGCUGCAGAAAAACAACGUGGGCUACAUUCUGAAUGUAACGAGGGAGAUUGACAACUUCUUCCCAGAAUCUUUCACCUACAUGAACAUCAGAGUGUACGACGUGGAGGCCACUGACCUGCUACCCCACUGGACCGACACGUACAGCUUCAUCAACGCUGCAAGGAAAAGCGGGCAGGCGGUAUUGGUGCACUGCAAAAUGGGCGUGUCUCGUUCGUCAUCCACCGUGAUCGCCUACGCCAUGAAGCAGCAGCGCUGGUCGCUGGAUGUGGCGUUGGCCUACGUGAGGGACUGCCGCUCCAUAAUCAAACCCAACGACGGCUUCAUGAAGCAGCUGCAGACCUACAGUGGCAUCCUCAACGCCAGCCAGCAGCGUCACAGUUUACUCUGGAGGCGAAAGUCCAAAGACCAAAGGCAGAAAUCUGAGCGUAAAGACAACGUAGGAGAGAAGCCAGGCGAUGAGGAUGAGGAAGCUGGGGAUGAGGAGGAAGAUGAUGAGGAUGAUGAUGAAGAGGCAGAGGAUGAUGAUGAGGAAGAGGCAGAGGAUGAAGGACUUGACGAGGGUGACGACAUCACAGAGAGUAGUGAUGAAAAAGAGGAGUCUGUGGAAGAGGUUUUUGUGCAGCCUAGUCCCAACCAGGAAGCUGGGCAGAUAGCGCCACCUGUCUUCAUCACUGCUCCAAGUGUCAGUCGCAGUGGCAGAAUGAACCUCUUCUCCCUCAUGCAGUCCAUCAGUGAACUAGACGAUGCAGACAAAGGAUGCAAUCAGCUGCCUGCCAGUCCACGACGAUCGCCUCGACAACGAAGGCGGAGCCAUGGCCGAAAGGGUUUGAUUCACCAGAGCGCCUGCGUGGAUCUGUCACCCGAACCACGCAGUCUCCCGGACGUCGCGAACGACAAACCUUGAAGCUGUCAAGAGGAAAAAGAGCUUCUUUUUUUUUAAAUAAACCGAAGGAACCGGACUUAUAACAUGGCAAGAAUUAUUCUUUUAGUUGAUUACUCAAUGCAAGUCUUGAUGGUUCACUGCUCGCUGUACUUUUGCAGUAUUUGAACGACAUCAACUGGCUUAGACUUUGGUUUAGUUCAUCCAGUGUUUUGACAACAUUUCAACACUCCAGAAUAUCAACUAUGCAAUUUUUCUUAACAUUCAGCCAAUUAAAAGUUAUAUCCACUCAAGAGUCACAAGACUCACUGAAGUCUUUAUGAGUUUCUAAGCUGUACGGAUGGACCAAGUCAAAGACAGUUUUAUGGUGCACACCACUUUGUCAUUAAGCCUGUAUUCCAAUGUGCCAAAUUGAAAAUCUUUAUUACUGUCAGAUUUAUGUUUUGCAUAUUUUGUUAUUCCAGCUGUAUGAGUGCCUUCUAGCCGAGAAUGAUAAAAUUGUGUUUCGCAUUUAAAGUUGUUUGAUGCUUGGAUUGUAACGUCAUGGGUAUUUUGCAUGUUGCAUGAAUAAGUAACUGCUGAUGUUUUGUACCAGCCUGUGAUAAGUUUUCAUUCAGGUAUUCAGUCUUGAGUAUUUAUAUUUUGCUUCAUUACUCUAUAUCCUGUUUGCAGGAUCUCGAGGGGCUGAUCUGAUUGUUUUCCCCGUGCUAAUAGCUCAUUGUUUUAACACGCUUGCACCUUUUUAUCCAACACAUCAAAUCUCCUGAGCCAACUUCAAGCUAAAGUAUAAUAAAUACUGUUUUGUAUACGCUGUACACUUUGGAUGACGUGUUUAACGCCAGUGUGUGCAACUUGUGUUUUCAAGCACAUGAAAAUAAAAAUCUGCAUUUUU
Molecule: messenger RNA, 3088 nt
Organism: Syngnathus typhle (broad-nosed pipefish)
Lineage: Eukaryota; Metazoa; Chordata; Actinopteri; Syngnathiformes; Syngnathidae
Product: protein phosphatase Slingshot homolog 3
Exons: 17
Coding region: 358-2220 (620 amino acids)
Biological process (GO): protein dephosphorylation; negative regulation of actin filament polymerization; actin cytoskeleton organization
Cellular component (GO): cytoplasm
Molecular function (GO): protein tyrosine/serine/threonine phosphatase activity; actin binding
Source: RefSeq, a predicted model, not a curated record